AUGACCAUAGAGGAUCUCCCAGAACCUUCCUUGGAAGGAGAUUCCCUCAUUGAAAGAGAACGGUUCUUAUUCCCAAACUCUGAAACAUCAGUUACUUUUUCUGUUGCUGCAGCACCAAUGCCUUCAGACUGUGAAUUUUCCUUCUUUGAUCCCAAUGAUGCAGCAUGUCAAGAAAUUCUUUUCAACCCCAAAACAUCAGUUUCUGAAUUAUUUGCUAUCUUAAGGCAGUGGGUUCCACAGGUCCAGCAGAAUAUUGAUAUUAUUGGGAAUGAGAUCAUUAAAAGGGGUUGCAAUGUGAAUGACAGAGAUGGACUGACCGAUAUGACUCUCUUGCAUUACACUUGCAAAUCAGGGGCUCAUGGUAUUGGUGAUGUUGAAACCGCUGUAAAAUUUGCAACACAGCUUAUUGAUUUGGGUGCUGAUAGCAGUUUACGCAGCCGCUGGACGAAUAUGAAUGCUUUGCAUUAUGCUGCCUACUUUGAUGUUCCAGAACUUAUUAGUCUUAUUUUGAAAAAUGCAAAGCCAAAAGAUGUGGAUGCCACCUGUAGUGAUUUUGAUUUUGGAACAGCUUUGCAUAUUGCUGCCUUUAACCUAUGUACAGGAGCUGUCAAGUGUUUACUGGAACAUGGAGCAAAUCCUGCCUUUAGGAAUGACAAAGGGCAGAUCCCAGCAGAUGUGGUUCCUGAUCCGGUAGAUAUGCCACUGGAAAUGGCAGAUGCAGCAGCCAGUGCAAAAGAAAUCAAGCAGAUGUUGCUGGAUGCAGUGCCUCUCUCAUGUGACAUCUCAAAAGCUAUGAUUCCAAACUAUGAUCAUGUCACAGGCAAGGCCAUGCUUUUAUCGCUUGGCCUGAAACUGGGAGAUCGUGUUGUUAUUGCAGGACAGAAGGUUGGUACGUUAAGAUUUUGUGGCACAACAGAAUUUGCCAGUGGCCAGUGGGCUGGCGUGGAGCUGGAUGAACCAGAAGGAAAGAACAAUGGAAGUGUUGCAAAAGUCCAGUACUUCAAGUGUGCACCGAAAUGUGGUAUCUUUGCACCUCUGUCUAAAAUAAGCAAGGCUUCUGAUCACAAAAAAAGCUUUGUACGAAGUUCUUCCAUGCGGUUUUCGCCUUUGGUCAAAUCCAAGAAAAUAGAUGUGACGCACAUAACUUCCAAAGUGAAUUCGG
Messenger RNA from Pterocles gutturalis (yellow-throated sandgrouse), 1162 nucleotides. Its product is annotated as CAP-Gly domain-containing linker protein 4-like. Gene Ontology annotation, biological process: cytoplasmic microtubule organization. The record is from RefSeq and is a predicted model, not a curated record. The transcript is spliced from 8 exons. The annotation marks the transcript as partial. Lineage: Eukaryota; Metazoa; Chordata; Aves; Pterocliformes; Pteroclidae. Gene Ontology annotation, cellular component: cytoplasm; nucleus; microtubule plus-end. Gene Ontology annotation, molecular function: microtubule plus-end binding.